Molecule: messenger RNA, 6091 nt
Organism: Bombyx mori (domestic silkworm)
Lineage: Eukaryota; Metazoa; Arthropoda; Insecta; Lepidoptera; Bombycidae
Exons: 22
Coding region: 138-5648 (1836 amino acids)
Molecular function (GO): ATP binding; nucleic acid binding
Source: RefSeq, a predicted model, not a curated record
CCGAAGAAGUAACUGAAAAAAGCAAAAAUAAAUCUGCUUCUUUAGCGGGAAAACUUUAAACAUAAGUAACUUAUGAAAUUUGUUAUACAUUACAUUGUUACACAUGUCAAAAGAUAUGGUGAACAAGAGAAAAUAAUAUGAAUAAUCUUUCAAGUUUCACUGACCUUUUGGAUGACGACAUUACGAAUUCCCAACCGAUUUCGUUUCCAUCGUCGUACGAAUCUGAAGUAACUCAGCAAAAUGAUCAUGAUGCUUAUAAAAUCAAUCCUUAUGGUACACACGAUAAGAGCGCGUUUCGUCCAGAUAAAGGAACUGGAGAAUGUGAACCUUUUCGAAGCAUUGAUGAAAUAGAUGAAAAAUAUCGUCAUGUAUUUUCGUACCAACACUUCAAUUUGGUUCAGUCAAGGGUGAUUGAAAAUGCGCUUUAUUCAGACAAAUCAAUGGUAGUAUGUGCCCCUACUGGUUCUGGGAAAACGGUUGUUUUCGAAAUGGCUAUAGUUCAGUUACUAAUGGAGUUAGAUGAUAAAAAUUAUAAAGGAGACUUCAAAAUUAUAUACAUGGCACCAAUUAAGGCAUUGUGCACGGAGAGAUUAACAGAAUGGUAUCCGAAAUUUACAAAGCUUGGCCUUCUCUGCAUAGAAGUCACUGGAGACACAGAUGUUGAUUUCUCACAACUGCAGCCAUACAGGAUAAUAAUAACUACCCCCGAGAAAUGGGACAUGUUGACGCGUCGUUGGCGCGACCACCGGGCUCUGGUCGAAGUCAUCAAGCUGUUCCUAAUAGACGAAGUACACAUACUGAAUGACGAAACAAGGGGACCUGUACUAGAGACCGUCGUCAGUAGAAUGAAGACCAUUGAAUCGUCACUGCAAACCGCAUAUCACAUAGAAAAUUUAAAGAAGAAACAUCAAGUCGUUGAUGAUUCUAAAGCGUGUCCUAGAAUUCGAUUUGUGGCGAUUUCUGCCACGGUCAGUAAUCCGGAAGACGUGGCCGCAUGGAUCGGGACUGCAGACAAACCCGCGGUCUUCUACAAAUUCGGUGACGAAUGUCGUCCAGUAAAACUAAAGCGUAUAGUGGAAGGCUACCACUGUACCGAAGGGACGAGUAUAUUUAAGUUCGAUAUUAUCUUAAACUAUAAACUGUGGCCGAUUAUACAGAAAUACUACAACGGAAAGCCGACAUUGAUAUUCUGCAACACUAGGAAAAGCGUGUCACUAACAGCCGAGACUCUAUCGCGGGAGAUCACGAUAAACUUCAACUCUGAACAGAAAGCUAAGUUGACGGCUUUAGCUUCGAAAUUAAAGAAUAAAAAAUUGCAGUCUCUAAUCAUUAGCGGCGUUGGCUGUCACCACGCUGGGCUCCUAUUCGAAGAGAGAAUGUACAUUGAGAGCGCGUUCAGAAACAGAGAUCUACCAAUACUUAUUACCACCACCACGCUCGCUAUGGGCGUAAAUUUACCAGCUCAUUUAGUGAUCAUCAAGAAUACACAGCAAUACGUUAACGGAGCUUAUCAGGAAUACAGUAUAAGUACGGUAUUGCAAAUGGUCGGUCGAGCUGGACGACCGCAAUUCGACACCGAAGCUACCGCCGUCAUAAUGACGAGACUUGCCGAUAAGCCUCGUUACCAAGCACUAGUAGGUGGGAGCGAACCAUUGCAAAGCUAUUUACAUAAGCGUUUACCUGAAAACCUUAACAGUGAGGUAGCUUUGAAGACGGUCGGAGAUGUCUCUCAAUGCGUUCAAUGGUUGAGUUCAACAUUUUUAAACGUUAGAGCGGCUAAGGAUCCAAAAAGGUACCUCGGUUUACCACCGACGGCUUCACAGCAUUUGAUUUCUAAGAAAAUUGAAGAGCUAUGUGUAAAAGCUAUGAAUGGUUUGGCCACGUCCGGCCUCAUAACGAUGGAUGAAGCGAGUUGCAUUGAGUCAACGGAAGCGGGACGACUCAUGUCGAUCUAUUAUCUAGAUUUGGAGACUAUGAGACAUAUAAUGAAGAUCGAUGGCACUGAAACUCUAGAACGCUUACUAACGAUAGUUUGCGAGAGCCACGAAUUAUCCGACAUGCAUUUAAGAGUGGACGAGCGCCGUUGCUUGAACUCUUUGAAUAGAAACAACGCGGCGCCCACUAUACGCUUCCCCAUGAAGGGCAGGAUCACGACCAGGCAGAUGAAACUCAAUUGCAUCAUACAAGCCAUACUUGGUUGCCUACCAAUACCGGAUCCCUCUCUGAAUCAGGAAGCCAUGAAAAUAAUGAGGAUCGCAGACAGAGUCUGUAAAUGUUUAGUGGCAUACGUAACUCAACCAGAAUUAAUAUCAAGAAACCCGCGUUUUUACUCCGCCAUACUGAACUCUUUGAUCUUAGCUAAAUGCGUAACGGCUCACAUGUGGGAGAACUCAACCUUUGUCAGUAGACAGUUGAAAGGAAUCGGUCCCACAUUUAGCACUCUGUUGGCUACUGCGGGGAAAAAUAAUUUUAUGCUUUUAGAAGAAAGUCAUCCGAGGGAUUUGGAAAGGAUAAUGAACAAAGGCCCGCCGGCUGGUAACGUUAUUCGCAAACAAGUCAGUUUACUACCUAAAUAUCAGAUAACAGCAACUCCUGUCGACAGUCGAACGCUGACAAUCAAAUUAAUAUUGUUAAACCAAUCUCAUUUAUCGGAAAAUCUAGAAAAUUUGACUGCGGGCGAAUCACACAAAAGUUAUAUUUUAGUUGGCGAUUCCCAAAAUUAUUUGUUACACAUCAGUUCUUUCAAAGAUAAAGAUUUGAUAAGUGUGUACGAUGGAAGCAUCACGUACGAAAUUACCCGGAAACACAGCUUCGAACAUAAAAUCUUUGCUCAUUGCAUCAGCUCCAAUUUUGUUGGUAUAGAUGAUCAUUGUGAGCAUGUCUUUAAUGACUUGAAUACACCUUGUACCAAUGCUAACUUAACUACGUCUGGUACAGAAAUAAAUAAACAAACAAUGAAACAAGCCACUAUAACGGAUACCUUCAAAUAUCGAAAGAGAAAGAAUAAUAAUGACAUAACAGAACCGAAGGAAAAGAAAAAACGUGACUAUGCUAUUGUAGAAAAAUUUAAUUCUCUUAAAGAGUCUUUUGGUGUCACUUCUAGAGAACUUAAAAACGAUUUCAAUAAGAGUGUACUCGUUUCGAAUAAAAUAUUACAAGAACUUACUCAGUCAAAAAACACAGACAGUCCUAAUCCAAAAUUUGAAAAUAAAGAUUCAAUAGAAGAUGGGUCGGCACAAAUAAAUCAAAUAAAAUUCAAUACUGCAGCUCAAGACAUUGACGGAGAUGACUUUAUGUCAGAUCAAUACAACGACGUUGAUAAAAUAAAUAUCUUGCUGAAUAAAAUCGAAAAUGAAAUGUCCAAUAGAGAGGUAAAACACAAUAACUCGAAAGAAAUGUAUACCACAAAUCUUGUAACUAAAAAAGUUGAAAAACCAAACACACUAACUAGUGUUUUAAGAUAUAAAACACCAGUCAGCCGAGCUAGGAAGCCACCAAUAUCUAAUUAUAACUUUAUAGAUUUGCUCCAAAAAAAUGUAAAUUUGAGUGACACUGAAGAAGAAAAUUCUUCGAAAACUGAUACUGGCUUUUCAGAAGCUAUCAAGUACGGUUUGUCCAAGUAUUUGAGGGACACUCGUCAAGAGGCAGAUGUCCCAAAACUAGGCCUUACAGAACUAUUAGAACAAAAAGAAUUAUCGGAAAUGGAGGCUGAUGGUUACAGUCAAAGAUCAGCUGCUAGAAAUCGAGACGAAGAUGUUUUGAUGUCUAAUAAUCACAGAAUUUUGUCUGAAAAUUCAAACAACCUUCAAAUCAACAACAAACACGAAGAAUCGCACGAAAACACUGAAAAAUGUGCUGCAUUAGAAUCUUAUCCAUGUGUCUCGGGAAACAAACCCUUGGCAAAUAGAUUGGCUGAUAAUUUCAACGAUCUUAGUCUUGACAGUCAUCAAUUUGAAGAAUUUAAUACCCGUGAAGGUGAAGUUACAAACAAAAAUAAUGAACAAAAACAAAAACUGACUUUAGAUGAGAUGAAAAGAAAUCUAGAAAACUUCGAAGAAAUCAUUAUACCUCCAUUACAUGCGAACAUCGUUAAUAGUUAUGACAAUAUCGGAAACGAUUAUUCAAAAAAUGCUGAUCGUAGUGCUAACGAAGGUCAAUGUUCUAAUGAACUAACUAGUGACAGAAUAAUAAAUAAAGGUAGUGAAUCUGAAAACGACGAUACUUGGAGAACAAAUAACAUAUUUAGUACUAACGAAGAAUCUAUAAAGAGCUAUUCUUAUACGGCUACAAAAGUUGAUGUAUGUAGUAAAAACAUGCCGGACUACUGCGUUCGAGUUAUUAGGAAACUGAAGGUAGAUUUGGACAUAACUGAAAUAGUGGCCAAAAAAACGACGGAUUGGAAAAAUGAAAAAACAUUGACAUAUUUCAGUUCGAAUUCAAAUUUAGAUGUGAAUUCACAUUCUUCUGAAUUAAAAAUGAAUGUAAUGGAUAAGGAAAAACAGUCUCCUCUAGAUACAGAAACAAACCAAGGCAUUUACAAUUUUUUUUCAAAAGAUGAUAAUUUUGAUAAAUCUUCGCACAGAAAUGAAAUUAGAUGCAAAAAUUUUGAUGGAAAUAAAGCAGAAAAUAAAUUACUAUUGAACGUAACAAGUGGCGUGAAAAGUAACGAACAAUGUUCGAUGAAUUCCUGUGAUUCGACUAAUUAUAAUGAAAUUGACUGCGAUCCAAUAUCGAAUCGUAAAAUAGAAUCUACCAAGGAAAGCUCCAAGAAUCAAAACAUGAAAAUUGCUAAAGUACUCCAGAAAUAUAGCCAAAUAUUAAGCCAAAGGGAAAGAAAAGAAGAUAUUCAAGAUCAAUAUCUUUCAAAAGUGACAGAAGUAAGCAAAUUAAGAAAAGGAAAUCCAAAAUGUGAACGACCAUUUAGAAUUAGCGAGAUAGACAAUGUAAACAUUCCUAUCCCUGAUUCAUUGAUAGUGGCUGACACGAGUAGCAAAGAAACACCGUAUACUUAUUCCCAGUUGUUGAACCAAAAAAACGAUAAUUCCGAUAUGCCAUAUAAAAAUGAGAAUUUGAUAAAUGUUGUUGAAGAUAAAGACGUUAUCAAACGUCGAUGUGAAUUAAAUGUACCAGAUUUAAUACUGAAUGAAGUCGAACAAGUCAAUGAAGAGUGUUAUAUCCCUAGUUUAAAUUUCCAAAAUGAACCUAAUAAUUACAAUAUAGACCAAACUAUGUUUGACCCGAAAACUUUACUAUUGCAAUGUACUGAAAACGUCCAAGUUGACCCGAUUAUACCACCACCACAGGAAUUCUCAGAUUACGUCUCAAAUUAUUCUCCAGUUUUAGAUUCGGAAUGUAACACGGAACCGAAAUUUCAAAGUCAGUAUUCGAGUAAUAAUACUACAAACGAAAAUACCGAAAUAGCAUUUUUUGAUACAGAAGACAUUAAUUUAACUCCUGAUAAUUUAGAAACGACAUCUAUCUACACUUACGAUUCGGUUAGCCCAUUAACUUUUGAAAUGAAUUCUGUUCAGCCUUUCUCAGUAAUGGAUCAAGAAACAUUUCGAUUAUCGAAUCAAUCUGUAAGUGCUAAACGUAUAUUAGAACAGUUUAAAAUAGACCGAAAAGAUAAAAUGAAAAUGAACCAUUAAUCUGGCUUCCUAUUCUGUUAGUCAUUUAUUAUUAAGUGCAAUUAUUGUACCAAUAAUUAUUAUUAACGUUACAUAACGACGCUAUCUAUUAUUAAGAUUACUACACUACCUUAUAUUUAUUAAGAUUUAGUACAUUUUAGUUAUAAUAGGUAGGUAUAAUAAAAAAAAAAAAUCUCGAGUUUGGAAAUUGUCGCACGUAUACUAUGUAUAUUAGUAAAAAUGUAAGAGGAAAUACAUUUUAAUAAAAAGCUCAGAAUUUUAUGUAUUAACAACCAAGAUUGUAUGUACUUUUGCCGAUUAUUUUCAAGACUAGAUUUAUUUUUCUUUACUGUAUCCUAGAGGUAAAAAAUAAUUUUUAAGGAAGCGCAGAUUGUCCAUCACUAUAUAAUCCUACACCUGAUUCAAUAACCAGUGAAUUAGUAAUAAAAUAAAAUAAAAAAAGA